This is a messenger RNA of Acanthosepion pharaonis, 1020 nucleotides long. NCBI's taxonomy places the organism in Eukaryota, Metazoa, Mollusca, Cephalopoda, Sepiida, Sepiidae. The record is from the annotation of a GenBank genome assembly.
AUGUUUUAUUUUUGUCCCUUCAAUAUUCUUUCAUUUAUUUAUUCAGUUCUUUUACUUUUUUCAUUUUUCUGUGACAUUGUUACAAUUGUUGCUUCUUUGUAUUUUUAUUUUCCUUCUUUCGUUUGCAUUUUUUCUUUUGUCAUUUUUAUAUCUCUGCUAUUUUUUCUUUCUUUUAAAAUACUUAAUUCUUUUUUUCUUUCUUUUGAAAUGAUCAUCUUUUUCUUCUUUCUUUCCCAGAAUUUUAUUUCGUUAUUUUUUCAUUCUAAGGAAAUUAUUGUUCAUUUCUUUCUUUCUUUCUUUCUUCCGUUCUUUCACAUUCUUUCUUUCUUUCUACAUUAUUAUGUUUACAGUCUUUCUUUCUUUCUUUCUACAUUAUUCCGUUCUUCUUCCUUUUUCCGCCGUUCUUUCUACAUUAUUCCUUCGGGAUUAUUCUCUCACGAAGCCGUUCUUUCUUUCUUUCUUUCUUUCCCCCUUUCUUUCUUUCUUUCUUUCUUUCUUUCCCCCCUUUCUUUCUUUGUUUCUUUGUUUCUUUCUUUCUUUCCCCCCUUUCUUUCUACAUUAUUCCUUUGGGAUUAUUCUCUCACGAAGCCUUUCUUUCUUUCUUUCUUUCUUCCAUUCUACAUCUUCCUUUUUCCGCCGUUCUUUUUCUCCCCCACAUUCAUUGUCUCAAACCCGUACCCAUUUUCCCCAAACCCUCACUCCAUUGUUCCAAGUAUUUUUUGCAUUUACUCUAUACUCCAUAACGUGUUUAAUCCAGCUGAUGUGAUUUUGCUUUCGAGUCCAGUAGCAGUUAUCUGGCUUUCCAGUCCAGUAUAUAUUAUCUCUCUUUCCAGACAAGUAACUGUUGUCUCUCUUUCCAGUCUAUCAGUUGUUAUCGUCUUUCCAGUCCAGCAGCUCUUAUCUCUCUUUCUAGUCCACCAGAUGUUAGCUCUCCUUUCAUUCAGUGGCUAUUAUCUCUCUUUCCAGUUCAGUAGUAGUUAUCGCUCUUUCCAGUCUUCGUUAUCUCACUUUCCAGUCUAG